Ixodes scapularis (black-legged tick) is the source of this 948-nucleotide messenger RNA. Its product is annotated as 15-hydroxyprostaglandin dehydrogenase [NAD(+)]. Gene Ontology annotation, cellular component: cytoplasm. The transcript has 7 exons. The record is from RefSeq and is a predicted model, not a curated record. NCBI's taxonomy places the organism in Eukaryota, Metazoa, Arthropoda, Arachnida, Ixodida, Ixodidae. Gene Ontology annotation, molecular function: oxidoreductase activity, acting on the CH-OH group of donors, NAD or NADP as acceptor. The coding region runs from base 83 to 862 and encodes 259 amino acids.
AUCGGGGAAGCUGGUCAUAAAGCGUCCAUCGAGCCUUCGCGCGUCCAAGUGCCUGCAACUGUUUCACCGACGUUGACGCGCCAUGGCAAAUCUCGAAGGAAAGGUCGCCCUCAUCACCGGAGGCGCGGCAGGCCUGGGAAGGGCCAUCGCAGCAGCGCUCCUCGGCAAAGGAUGCAAAGUUGCGUUGUUAGACAUUGACGAGAAGCAAGGAACUAAAACGGCAGCGGAAUUCCAACAGAGACACGGAAAGGAAAGCUGCGUGUUUUACAAGUGUGACGUCACAAAUGAAGGCCAACUGGAAGACUGUUUCAAGAACACAAGGUCAAAAUUUGGAGCACUGGACAUAUUGGUCAAUAAUGCUGGCAUCUUUUCUGAAGACAACUGGAGGAAGAUGUUUGCCAUCAACAUUGAGUCCGUGUAUUCGGGUAUUCUGCUCGGCUUCAAGUACAUGGGUAAAGACAAGGGCUACAACGGCGGCCACAUCAUCAACACGGCUUCAAUUGUCGGCAUCUACGUAGCGCCUCCUGCACCUGCGUACAACACGUCCAAGUCUGCUGUUGUCGCCAUGACCAGGGCAUUUGGGUCCAAGCUUCAUCUUGAUCGCCACGGAGUUAAGGUCAACUGCCUCUGUCCCGACCCAAUAGACACACCAUUGUGGACCCAAAUCACUAACCAUUUGUCCUCGGACAAGAAAACACUCGGAGGCACCGACAAGUUUAAGCAACGAGUACAACAACCCGAGGAUGUCGCGCGAGGUGUCAUCAAGCUUUUGGAAGACGGACAAAACGGCGCGGCAUUGGUGGCUACGAAUGCACAAGGCCUUCGGUACUACAACUUCCAGGAACCAACGCCGGAACUGUAACAACACAAAAAUGAGAAAAGAAACAGUUUGCAUAUUUGUAGGACGUGCUGCCCCUUCCUAAUCAAAUUAAAUCAGUUUAUUUUCCA